Molecule: messenger RNA, 2698 nt
Organism: Vombatus ursinus (common wombat)
Lineage: Eukaryota; Metazoa; Chordata; Mammalia; Diprotodontia; Vombatidae
Gene: ZNF775
Product: zinc finger protein 775
Exons: 3
Coding region: 159-1898 (579 amino acids)
Biological process (GO): regulation of transcription by RNA polymerase II
Molecular function (GO): RNA polymerase II cis-regulatory region sequence-specific DNA binding; DNA-binding transcription factor activity, RNA polymerase II-specific
Source: RefSeq, a predicted model, not a curated record
GGCAAUAGAAGAGAUGUUAUGAGACGCACAGAAUCACUUGUUGAAUGAGUGGUUGUAACAAUCAUUGCUAAAGGAAGAGCUCGGCAAAAGGCUACGCCAUCCAACUUUCCCAGUCCUGUGACCUUCACAUCAAAGGACGGGGAUCAGAACUUGUGGUAAUGACUCAAGAGGCAUCUAAAGACAGAGAUUUCCCUCUGAGUUCUUGUUCAGCAGGUGACAGCAGCAUCAUGGUGAAGAUCAAGUGGGAGAGGCAGGAGUGGCUCCCGCAGGCCCUGGAGGCCCCUGCCAUCCUGCCAGAGAAGGACAAGGAGAACAUCUUCCAGCAUCGCCUGGGUCAUCCGCUUCUCCAGGCUUUGGGGAAGCCUCGAGCCCCAGGGGGGUGGGAAGAAGCCCAAGGCCCAGGCCGAAUUCCCAGUGCUCACUGGAUGGGAGUGUCAACAGGCCGUGGGUCCACAGCAGUCCCCUUGCCCCUUGGCCCACCGUUCCCAGUAGGUGAGGGACACUUUGCAUGUCCAGACUGUGGGAAGAGGUUUAGUUGGUGGUCAUCACUGAAUAUCCACCAGCGCACUCACACAGGAGAGAAGCCUUAUCACUGUGGCAAGUGUGGCAAGAGCUUUAGCCAGAAGCCCAACCUGGUCAGGCACCAGAGGCACCACACAGGUGAGCGGCCCUUCCACUGCCCUGAGUGUGAGAGGCGCUUUAGCCAGAAGCAACAUCUGCUCAAACACCAGAAGACACACUCCCGCCCUGCAAUCCACUCCUGUCCUGAGUGUGAGAGACGUUUCCGUCACAAAGUUGCCCUCCGUGUCCACCAAAGGACCCAUGCCCGUGACCGUCAGCUGGCCCGAGCUGAGCUGCAGAAGCUCCUUAGAGACAAGGUGACCCGGAAGCCCCGCCGGCCCCCAUCGGCAUCACGAGAAUCACCGGGCUGUCCCUGGGUAGAAGCUGGUGGAGGGUGGAGGGCUGGGCCACCUGCCAAGGCUCGGACCUCUGCUGCUGGCUCCGGGGAGCAGCGCCAGUUCAUCUGCAACGAGUGUGGGAAGAGUUUCACAUGGUGGUCAUCGCUGAACAUUCACCAGCGGAUCCAUACGGGGGAGCAGCCGUACGCCUGCCCGGAGUGUGGGCGGCGCUUCAGCCAAAAGCCCAAUCUGACUCGGCACCUCCGUAACCACACAGGUGAACGACCCCACUCAUGCCCUGAUUGCGGCCGUGGCUUCCGUCAGAAGCAGCAUCUGCUCAAACACCAGCGCACGCACCGUGUUGGGGAGAAGGCUUCCAUGUGCCCUGGCUGUGGGGAGAGCUGCCCCAGCCGGGCAGCCUUGCGGGCCCACCAGCGGGCCCACGCUGCUGCUGAGCUGCUCCAUGGGGCAGCCCUCCGGGGCCGGAUGGUGGUGGCAGUGGCCAGUGUGGAACCAGGGUCAGGCUUGCUGCAGCCUGCAGAGUACGCCCUGGGCUUCUCUCUGCAGCCACCGCCAGCUUCCCAGGCCUUGCAAGGAGAUGAGGUUGUCUUGCUGGGCAGGGAACCACGCUGGGGCAGGGGCCCAGUAGGCAUGGCCCAAGCAGGUAGAGGAGUCCCUCCAUCUGGCACUGCGGAGCAGCGUCAGUUCAUCUGUAACGAAUGUGGCAAGAGCUUCACCUGGUGGUCUGCACUCACUAUCCACCAGCGGAUCCACACCGGGGAACGGCCCUACCCCUGUCCCGAUUGUGGGCGUUGCUUCAGCCAAAAGCCCAACUUGACUCGGCACCGGCGGAACCACACAGGCGAGCGGCCUUACCUGUGUGCUGACUGUGGCAAGGGCUUCAGUCAGAAGCAGCACCUGCUUAAACACCAUCGUGUCCACAGAGGAGGGGGCCGGCUAGUGCUUACCCCUGCACAUAGUGUCAAGGAAGAACCUUAAAGGACGGGGCUGAGACUUAGGAAGUCUCCGUAAUCGGGGAUUGUGUGCAUGUGUGUGUAGGGGGGAGGGUGGGGAACGGGAAGGGGUUUUAUAGUUGACCUACUUGCUUGAACAGAAGACCCCUGAGAGUAGCAACUUUCCUGGGGAGGUUUCUCCCCAGCCCUUGAGUUUUCUUCAAGGCUUAGAAACUCGUCCUCCAAACAGCUUGUGGAUGAAUCCUAAGGUGACCUCGUACCUUGAGUACAGGGGGGUUGGGUUAGGCCAGAUAACAUCAACUUCAGUGAUUGACUUCUUCCUAUUUUUCUCCCUCCCCCCUUCUUCCAGGGAUACACCGUGACUCUGGAUGGAGGUAGCAUCCUAGAGAGGAACCUUCACAAAUACUUGUAAGAGUUCAAAGGCAUGGAAUGCCUAGGGUGCAGGCCAAUUUAAUCUUAGCAAAAUGUCAUACUGGUCCAUGCUGGCUCAAAGAAUGGGCACUCCAAAGAGGAAAAGGUCUUUAUAGCUGCACUCAGAUGCAUCAUCAACAUUGGAAGCCAGAAGUCUUUUAAUGAUACAGGUGGGAUGAGGGAGCUGUCCCAGCCCAGGCCAGGGUAGAAGUGUGGGAGGCCUGGCCCAACAUCAGUGAGGAUGGUGCCUGGUUGUGGUUUGAUAUUAUAGAAGUUUCAGGAGAAUAGCAAUGUCUCAUAUCAUUUAGAAAACAAAAUGGUACCCAAGGUAGGAUGAAGAUGACUUACUUUAUCGGGACUUAUCUUUACCAAGAAUGUUUCAGAAAAGAAAAAUGAAGGAUUGAGUGUUUAAAA